Messenger RNA from Thalassophryne amazonica, 5552 nucleotides. It is a transcript of the gene uvrag, whose product is annotated as UV radiation resistance associated gene. Gene Ontology annotation, molecular function: SNARE binding. The coding region runs from base 193 to 2361 and encodes 722 amino acids. The record is from RefSeq and is a predicted model, not a curated record. NCBI's taxonomy places the organism in Eukaryota, Metazoa, Chordata, Actinopteri, Batrachoidiformes, Batrachoididae. Gene Ontology annotation, cellular component: lytic vacuole; endosome. Gene Ontology annotation, biological process: SNARE complex assembly. The transcript has 15 exons.
CGAGUGCAGCAGCAGAAACGCAGCUCGUACUUUGUUUACGUGCCGUCGGUGAGCUGACAGCUGCUGCGGGGUCUUUCCUGGAUGCUCCAGGCGCCUGCUCAGAGCCCUGUGGACUUUAAACUAGGUUAGCCUGGAUGCCGAGGACGGGGUGUUUCGUUGAAUGAGGGGGAGCCGCUACAUGCCGACAGGAGGAUGAACUCCAUCACCGGUCGGGUUGCCUCCAUCCCCGCCGCUUCUGUCACCAACUCUGGAGCUUCAUCCUCUCGAGCCUUCCAUGUCGAGCUCACGUCUCAGCAGAGGCGAUUACGUCAUCUCCGGAGCAUUGCAGCCAGAAACGUUGUCAACAAGAAUGGUUCACCACUUCUGGACACGUAUUUCACCCUCCACCUCUGCAUAGGAGAUCGCAUAUCUAGAGAUUUUUACAAGAGUGAAGUCAUACGAGACUCACUGAACCCAACUUGGCGGAGCCUGGACUUUGGUAUGCUGCCGGACCUUCUGGACACCUCGGUGUCCUGUUUUGUAGUGAGGAUCUGGGGAGGACAGAAGGAACAGUAUCAGCUCCUCAUCGAGUGGAAGGUUAAUUUGGAUGGCCUCAAAUACACUGGACAGCAGAUUCGCUCCAGGAAUCCAAAUGAGAUCAUAUUUGGAUUGAAUGAUGGCUACUAUGCAGCUGAGUUUGAUCAUAAGGACCAGCCAGAUGGGAAGAAGAGCAGUUUGCUUCAUGUUGACCAGAGUUCAGUCAGGAACUCCUACAGUGUUUUCUCAUUGCUCAGGCUUCACACAGCCCAGAGAGCCAUCAAGCAGACCCAAGUGACAGUGCAAAAGAUCGGGAAAGAGAUUGAAGAAAAGCUAAGGACAACGGCCACUUGCACAGAAAGGAAAAAAGAGCGAGAGUGCAUGCAGCUGCGCAUCGCUGUGCUGCGCAGUGAACUACAGAGGCAAAGGAAGGCUCUUGGCAGGGAGGUUGACCUGCGGCAGAAGGAGAUGAUGCAGGUUCAGAAGAAAGAAGAAGCAUUCUCCGAGCAGUAUGAGCGACUGAAAGAGGAGAAAGAUUCUCUCACCAAACUGCAGAAGGAAUGCACUGCUACGAGAGAGCAGUUUCUCAAGACCAAUGCCCAGCUGACCUUCCGCUGUCGUCAGCUCCUCUCUGAGCUUUCCUACAUCUACCCCGUUGAUGUGGUGAAUCAAUCGGAUUAUGUCAUCUGUGGAGUGAAGCUGCCAAACUCUGAUGACUUUCAAGCAAAGGAUGAUGGGAGUGUGGCAGUCGCCUUGGGCUACACGGCACACCUGAUCCUGAUGAUCUCGUUUUUCCUGCAUGUGCCUCUUCGGUAUCCAGUCAUCCACAAGGGUUCACGCUCGUCCAUCAAGGACACCAUCACAGACAGACUUGCUGAGAAGGAGCGAGAAUUCCCUUUGUAUUCCAGAGGAGAACGCUUUCAUUUUGAAUAUGGAGUCUACUUGCUCAACAAAAACAUUGCUCAGCUGAGAUAUCAACAUGGCUUGACCACCCCAGACCUGCAGCAAACACUUCCCAACCUUAAGACUUUGCUGGAACAUGGCCUGCUGGUCCGAUGCGAUCGACACCAUGUUUCCAGUUCAAUCCCAGUGCCGACCAAGUCCCAGCUUGGUGUAUCUGCCACUUCUGAGAUGACCUGCCCUUUCCACGCUGGAUCUCCAGACCGAGGUGUGAGGAAAAGGGCGAGUUCAGAGGCAGACAAACUCAAGUAUAAAACAACUUCUCCACCCAACUACAGCAUAGCCCUCGGUGAGGAGCAGCCCCCUGCAUUUCUGGCACCACCCUUACCUUCAUCCAAAGUCCUGUCAUCCUCCCUCGAUCCUACCAUGGCUUUGUGUAACCUGGACAACUCUAUGGAAUCGAAAGAUGAUGGAGAGCAGAAGGAAACUGAAGAGGCCAUGGAGUCCACAGUGAACAGAUAUAAAUGUUCUGAGAACGAGCUUCAGGUAGAUAAAAAAGAGACUGAAGAGCAAACGCACAGCAGUGCAGCUACUCCGCGGCCUUCUACAAUGCUGGACACUGGCGAGGAAAUGGUGCAAAGUUGUCAGCUCACGAACACCAUGAAUGGCUCCUUGGUAGCCAGACAGGCGCCUGUUAGUUUGAUGCCGGAGCUGCACUGCUCAGUGGAGCAAGCAGAGGAAAUUAUGGGAACUGAGGCCACUUUAGAACUGCCUGUAGAUGAGGCUCAACUAGAAAACUACCAGUCCAUCCCUGUAGACCACGCAGUUGCUGUUGAGUGUGACGAACAGGUGCUGAGUGAAUUAGGGGAGUACAACAAGCGCAUCUAUGCACUAAGCGAGAACACGUCGACCUUCCGCCGACCACGUAAGAACUCAUACAAGUGAGUCAAAGGACCUCAGAGCGGAGGCAUCUAAGACUUCAUGGGUUAGGAUGAAAGAUGGGGGGGUUCUGGUGUGUGACCCCCCUCAGUGCAGCAUCAGAAAAAUGUAGGCGCUAUUCUGGAAUAAAGACCAAUUUGCACUUACUGUUAGUAUUUCCACAGCUGUAUUUUUAAAAGAAAUACGGUUACAAAGCAAGUAUUGGGACAGGAAGCUUAAUCACGUUUUAUUAUUUGAUGCCCACAUUAAUAUAUUUCUUUCCUCAGCAUAAGUUAUUGUCACAUAAUGCUCAUACACAAUUGUUGAUUUAUGGCAAUAACUAUUUCUAUUUCAUUCUGCUUGACCACGGCACCAUCUCUGAAGGUUAACCAGAGUUCAUAGAACCUUAGUUACAUUCAGAAAUCUCAUUUUCUCUGGUGUUAUUAUUUAAAACUGUAUCAUGUUCAUGUCCAGAGUUGUAUCAUGGCAUAAAAAAACAACCUAGAGUAGCUAAAAAUUCAUUUAAAGACUCUUCCAUUUCAUUUUUCACUCAAGUUGGUAACUUGAGUCAUUAAGUUAAAGAAUAGGGCUACAUCUGAAUACUCAUUAAGUUACUGUAUAGUAGGCGAAAGCAGUACGACACCAUCUCUCAGCUAUUCGAAUACUCAGUAAGCAUUUAGUAGUAGUUGAAGUAUUUGCACCUCCAUAGGGUGCAAAUGGACUACAUUACACUAUCCCAAUAGCCAGCUGGCGCUAAGAACCUCUCGAGAAAAUUCAAAGAAGAUUACAGCGUCCAAUGGCACAUGUGCAAAUAUACAAGGGUGCUUCAAACUGUUCUUGGCCUCACCCAGAAAUUGUCACAGGAGAAAGAUUUUUCUGGCAUUGUUUUUCAACAUUGGCUCCCUUAACAUCAGUGCACUUGGUCCAUUGAUGUUCAAGCUUUGCGCAUCUUGAGCCUUCAGAUACUUUUCUUUCUGCUGGAGGCCCCAAACAUUAUGAAGUACCCUUGUACGCUAUUUAAAAAGCUUGCUUUUGCAAAAUAGAAAUUUUCCCAGCAUACCUGGAUAUGUGCAUGUCAUCUAUGAACAUCCAGGUCAAAGGAGCGGUAAGAUGCAGCAGCAUAGUAUGUCCAAAUUGUGUCCCUAUGAAAACCCCAAAUCAGAAAAUGUAACAAAAAUACAAAUUAAAAACUAAUGCAGUGAUACUACAUUUACUUUGAGUUCUAUUUCAUUACACAGUAUGAACCCAAGAUAGUUCAUGUUUUUGUGCGGUCAGUGUCAUUUAAUAUACACCCAUUACUACAUUUAAGGCCUGCAACACAUUCCAAAAAAAAAGUUGGGAUUUCAUUCAUCAAAAUCUAUCAAGUAGGUAGUUCUCAAAAAAUUGAGUGACUGUGCUGGAAGGAGACUAGUGAGGAAAGCCACCAAGACACCCAUUGUGAGAGAAUUAUAGACUUCUGUGGAUGUGUUGAGAAACUGGGAAUGGUGCAACAUUUUCCUGUCGCAUCCCCUUUCACAGCUUCGUCUGAGGUGGGGUAGGAUUUUAAAAGAGGAACAUGGAUCAAAUCUAGGCUUAUCUUUCCCAUGUGCCUUCUGAAAAACUACAGCUGAAAUUUUGCCUAUGCUGUUUAAUAAAUAUAUCCUUCUUUAUACCACUUCAUCAUGAAGCUGUGUAACUGGUGAUGCAACAAGCAAAAGUUUCACUCUGCCCAGAUUUUCCAACCACAGACACACAAGCAUUUAACUCCUUCAGUGUUGUCUGGGUGUCUUGGUGGCUUCCCCCACUAGUCUCCUUCCAGCAUCCCAAAUCAGUUCCUGAUUAUUUCUGAUUGAUAUAAAUGAAGUCUAAAACUUAUUUGGGGACCCCCUGAGUUGUCUCUAGAAAACUGGUUAUAAAGAUAAAGUCCUUACAUUAUGAAUAAAUUACCUCCAUCCCAACGUAUUUUGGAAUGUGUUUAAAUGCAGGAUUGGAUGUAUAUUAGCAAAUGAAAUGUUGACCAAACAAAAUAUGAAAUAUGUUGGGUUCAUACUGUCUGAUACGAAAUAAAAGUCAAAUGUAAAAAUCACUCCUUGCAUUUUCUGUAUUGCCCCAAAUUUCCCUGAUUUGGGGGUUGUACUCACGUGUUUACUUCCACUAAUGGUGGAGUAGUAUGUGCUAACCAACACUGGUAUUUUUUACAAUGUAUUCAGAUGCAGCGUUACUGUUUCUAGGUCGUUUUUUGUUUUUUUUUGUCAGCUCUUGGACCUUUCCUAGUGACAGCAUUUGACUUUGCUCAGAAUUACUACAACUGGAAGCUUUAUUGCAGUACAUUUUCAUGUGUAUUUUUUGGUGUGAAUUGGAGCCCUGCUGUCCCAGUACUUGACGUCGAUGCUUGAGAUGCUGUGGGAAUGUGCAGGUGACAUAAUAACGUGUCUGUGUGCACCCUAAAAACCAACUGAGGAGUUGGAACCUCACGUUGGCAUGCAAUCACUUAGAUUUCAAGUAAUUCCACCGAUGACCUUUGAACUGUCAGACAGCAGGUUAACGCAAAGUGAGGUGGGACCAGUUGACCAAUCAGGUGCUCCCUGAUGACGAUGCUCAGCAGUUCCGCCCUUUGGACGGGUGGAACCGCCUGUCAAGUCGAGUAUCUCUUUGAGGUUCAGGUGAAGACUGCAGCUGACGGCACAUGGCAGGGAAAAGAUGCAACUGUUUCUGUUCCAGCAACAUCAACCCCCCCAACCCGACUUUUAAUUUGUGAUAUUAACAUCAGUGUUAAUAUUUUGUCCACUGACGUCUCACCUUCAGUAGACCAAAAAUUAAUUUCUCUGUAUUCUAUUAAAAUGUCUCUCAGGCUCUACUGUACAUGUUGAAUAGCGAUGGUGUCAAUCCCGUGGUGAUUUAUUCCCGUCUCUCCCUGUUCGGAGUGCUUUCUUGCUCUGGUAUUUAUGUCGCUCCAUAAAUCGUGCGCUUUGUUUCAGUGAGAAAAGGUAUGUGCUUUUAUUUUUAACACUCACAUGGAAAGUUGAUCAUUAAUAUCGGCAAAUGUUAGACUGUCACCGGUCUGUGGGUCCUGACACGAACAGCUGCUGUGACAGAGACGGUAUCGCCGUCACUUUGUAUUUUCAGAUCCGGCUCUCUGGUCACUGUCGUUUGGUAUCAGAAACCAUAUUCGAUCAUGUCCAUAAACGGCUCCAGACUUCAGUACGUGACCAUGUACAUAUACUUUUGUAUGGAGGGUU